Medioppia subpectinata is the source of this 462-nucleotide messenger RNA. Lineage: Eukaryota; Metazoa; Arthropoda; Arachnida; Sarcoptiformes; Oppiidae. The record is from the annotation of a GenBank genome assembly.
GUCUAUUCUAUGCUGAUUCAGGCCAAGAGACGAGCGAGUCUUUGUCCGCCACAACUGGACACUGAAUCCAUACCAUUCCGACGGAACAGUUAUCGUAAUGGAGAGGUUUGGACGCCAACUGACUUCAAGAAUAAUAAAAAGAAGGAUUACAUUCAAAAGCUUGAAGUUAUUCGACAAAACUCUAACUUUAGUUCAACCAAUACGAGUCCAGAAUUAGUGACAAGAAAGACAGCGAACACAUUGUUAACGGUUCCCAAUGAAAGCGACUUAAAGCAUAUGAAAAAGAAAAGCACGGAUUAUAAGCGGAAUAUUAGUAACGAAUCGAUUGAAUUCAUUGACAUUGAAAGGAUGAGUCCAAAAGUAGUGGCAAACGAAUUAACACUAAUCGCGAGGCAAUUGUUUUUAUCGAUGAAAAGCACAGAAAUCAUAGCUCUAUUGAUUCGUCCGCAUUCUAUAAGCCCU